CUCCCGUGAAGCCCCGCGCGCGGACGGACCGGAACUCUAAGCGGGUGGCUUGUUGAUAAUAUGGCGGCAGCAGCUGCCGGGGCAUCCCGAGGUGGCGGCAGCGCCCACACCCGGAAGAAGGGGCUGUUUUCGGACUAGUGCAGCGGCUCCUGCGGCCCCGGAAGUCCCGGCCAGCUGCUGAAUGAGGGGAGCCGGGCCCUCCCCGCGACACUCCCCCCGCGCCCUCCGCCCCGACCCGGGCCCCGCCAUGUCCUUCUUCCGGCGGAAAGUGAAAGGUAAAGAACAAGAGAAGACCUUCGAUGUCAAGUCCACUAAAGCUUCAGUAGCCGUACAUUCCCCACAAAAAAGCACUAAAAAUCAUGCCUUGCUGGAGGCUGCAGGACCAAGUCAUGUUGCGAUCAAUGCCAUUUCUGCCAACAUGGACUCCUUUUCAAGUAGCAGGACAGCCACGCUUAAGAAACAGCCAAGCCACAUGGAGGCUGCUCAUUUUGGAGACCUAGGUAGAUCCUGUCUGGACUAUCAGACUCAAGAGACCAAAUCCAGUCUUUCAAAGACCCUUGAACAAGUCUUGCGUGACACUGUUGUCCUUCCAUAUUUCCUUCAGUUUAUGGAACUUCGGAGAAUGGAACACCUGGUGAAAUUUUGGUUAGAGGCUGAAAGUUUUCACUCUACAACUUGGUCCCGAAUAAGAGCACACAGUCUAAACACAGUGAAACAGAGUUCACUGGCUGAGCCUGUCUCUCCAUCUAAAAAACAUGAAACUCCAGCAUCUUUUGUAACUGAGUCUCUUGACAGGAGGUUGGGGGAUUCUAGCUCAGCCCCACUGCUUGUGACUCAGUCAGAAGAAACUGACCUGAGUAGUAGAACUCAGAGCCCGCAGAAUCACCUGCUGCUCUCCCAGGAAUGCCACAGAGCCCAUUCUCUCCAUCGUGAAGUGGCCAGAACAGGAAGUCACCAGAUUUCCACGGACUCCCAAGAAUCCUCUUCCAGACUUGCAGUAGCCAAUAGAAACAGUUGCUCUUCUCCACUGAGAGAACUGUCAGAAAAACUAAUGAAAAGUAUAGAACAAGAUGCAGUGAAUACUUUUACCAAAUAUAUAUCUCCAGAUGCUGCUAAACCAAUACCAAUUACAGAAGCCAUGAGAAACGACAUCAUUGCAAAGAUUUGUGGAGAAGAUGGACAGGUGGAUCCCAACUGUUUCGUUCUGGCACAGGCUGUAGUCUUUAGUGCAAUGGAGCAAGAGCACUUUAGUGAGUUUCUGCGAAGUCACCAUUUCUGUAAAUACCAGAUUGAAGUGCUGACCAGUGGGACUGUUUACCUGGCUGAUAUUCUCUUCUGUGAGUCAGCCCUCUUUUAUUUUUCUGAGUACAUGGAAAAAGAAGAUGCAGUGAAUAUCUUACAAUUCUGGUUAGCAGCGGAUAAUUUCCAGUCUCAGCUUGCUGCCAAAAAGGGCCAGUAUGAUGGACAGGAGGCACAGAAUGAUGCUAUGAUUUUAUAUGACAAGUACUUUUCCCUCCAAGCCACACACCCCCUUGGAUUUGAUGAUGUUGUACGAUUAGAAAUUGAAUCUAAUAUCUGCAGGGAAGGUGGACCACUUCCUAACUGUUUCACAACUCCAUUACGUCAGGCCUGGACAACCAUGGAGAAGGUCUUCUUGCCUGGUUUUCUGUCCAGCAAUCUUUAUUACAAAUAUUUGAAUGAUCUCAUCCAUUCAGUUCGGGGAGAUGAAUUUCUUGGAGGGAAUGUUUCACUGGCUGCUCACGGCUCUGUCUGCCUUCCUGAGGAGUCUCACUCAGGUGGUUCCGAUGGCUCCACUGCUCAGUCUAGUGUGAAAAAAGCCAGUAUUAAAAUUCUGAAAAAUUUUGAUGAAGCAAUAAUUGUAGAUGCUGCAAGUCUGGACCCAGAAUCUUUAUAUCAACGGACAUAUGCAGGGAAGAUGUCCUUUGGAAGAGUUAGUGACUUGGGGCAGUUCAUCCGAGAGUCUGAACCUGAACCUGAUGUGAAGAAAUCAAAAGGAUUCAUGUUCUCACAAGCUAUGAAGAAGUGGGUGCAAGGAAAUACUGAUGAGGCCCAAGAAGAGCUAGCUUGGAAGAUUGCAAAAAUGAUAGUGAGUGAUGUUAUGCAGCAGGCACACCAUGAUCAACCACUAGAGAAGUCUACAAAGCUAUGACUCGAAACCAGAGAUAAGGAAAUCUGAUUUUGAAAAAAAUAAGAACUUUCCCCUUUGGUUGGAUUCCUCAACACAGCCGAUGAAAAUGGAGCACUGCAUUUCUUUUCACUGCUAGAUCACUGUUUCCAGGAAAGAGUGGGAGACAGUCCGAGAGCGGUUGUUAAAUGUAGACAUAGAUGACACCCAUGACAGUAACACAGUGAGUCCCAAGAUACAAAGUGGUGGUGGUGACUUACUAGACUGUUAGGUUUCCAGUGGCCAUACCCACUGAGAUAGACAGGGACCACAUGCUUGCAGCAGAUUCCUUCCUCAGCUGUGUCAGAAAGCAUGACAGAGGUGCUUCAUUCUCGUCUCCUAGAGGUCACAGGUGAGUCAGCCCUGCCUGGAGAGAGCAUCUCCAAGUGGCAGUGUGGGCCAGCAGCCUGUGGAGCAGAGGACAGUUCCUUGCCUAGUCUUCCUUCACAGAAGCAUUCGUUUAGAAAGCUGGCGAGCCGUGGGUCAAGCUUCAGUGAUGCAUCCUUCUCUUCGCUGACAGAACACACUGUUCACAUUUCCUUCCCUCCUGAGGUGAUAUAUCCUUAAAGCUAGGCUUUCCUCUGCUGACAAGGGGGCAGACUUAGUUUACUGAGCAUCGAGACCCAUUCCUCUCUCGGAAGGCUAUGCUCCAGAGGCUUCGUUCCUCUUCACAGUACACAUGGGAAAAACAAUUGCUCCAGUUUUCCCAUGUGGUACUUAGAACACAUUCACAAAAUUGGUUUUAUUUCUUAAUAAGGUGGGGACAGAAGCACUCCCUUGUGAGUGUCCCCCCAAUUCUUCACUGUGAGUGGGAAAUGUGCAGUUGCCUUUUCCCUCCCUGUCUUCAGACAGUAGGAGACUCACUCGCUGCCCUUCUGGUUAGUUGGCUUUGCACUUGUGGCACAGACGUUGGCAGGGCCACCCCGCUGGCAAGCACACUCCCCCAGCCUCACGGUGCCAGUGCUUCCUUGUGUGUAACAGCUUAGAGAGAAAGAAAGUUUUCUUAGGUGUUAUUGCUUUUGCUCAGAAUUUGCAAAAGGGUGUGUGUGUGUGUGUGUGUGUGUGUGUGUACACAUGUACAUAUAUAAUUAUUAAUCACCUCUGUCCUUGGGGAAAGUCUUGAAUGAACAGAAACUUUAUUUCAUUACAAUAUUGAUUGUAUAGAGGCACACUGUUCAACAGAAGAAGCAAAAAGGCUGUGUAUAAGUUUUUGGUACUAUGUACCAUCUAUGUUAUUCUGAAGUAUUCAUGUACUUAAACCAUAUUCUAUUUAAUUGUGUUUGAUUUUAAAAAAUAUAUAUAUAUAUGAAUUAUAUUUAAAA
Molecule: messenger RNA, 3507 nt
Organism: Mus pahari (shrew mouse)
Lineage: Eukaryota; Metazoa; Chordata; Mammalia; Rodentia; Muridae
Gene: Akap10
Product: A-kinase anchoring protein 10
Exons: 15
Coding region: 182-2170 (662 amino acids)
Biological process (GO): intracellular protein localization
Cellular component (GO): plasma membrane
Molecular function (GO): protein kinase A binding
Source: RefSeq, a predicted model, not a curated record